GGUUUGGAAAAAAAGUGCAUGUGCAGCAAGUGAAAUGUGUGCACUGCAAGUGCUGGUAAAAAGGGAAAAGAAGGAAAAUUGCGCGUCGAUCGCGUCGAAAAUGAAAAAUGUGAAAAUAUGUUGCUGGCUGGGCGAUCAUAGAUGUAUGUUUAUGUGGUAGAUAGCGCAUAUACCACCACCCCCCAUGUGGGAGGCGGGCACCACACAUAAGCCAAGCCCAAGAUUAACCAGAGCGCUCAGUGUACUUUAAAAGGAGAUGCAUAUCAAUUUUGAAACCAGUAUCAGUACGGAUUGCAAUCGAUUAGCAGUGUUUUGUGGGGUGUAGGAUUCAGGUUGUGUGCGAUCAGCAGCUAGGUGGGAUCCGCGGUGAAAAGAAAAGAAAAAGUGAGGUGUGUCUAAAGGACUUUCGAGUGUAAUUUGAGGAAACAGUUUGAAGUGAAGUUUAAACAACCCAGCCAAAAUGACCACCACCAGAAGAAGCACCGUGAUGGAGUAUCUCUUGCUUGCCUCAUUCAUCACCUCCACACUGUGCGCCUCGACCGCCGGAUUACGCGGCCAGACCCGUGUGGGACACAACAACAAGGUCGAAAACAGCUGGUUCGGUGGUGAGAUGAGUGUGCUGCAGAAGGUCUACGAUGACUGCCAGGACAAGCAAGACUUCACCGGUUGCCUCAAGGGCAAAGCCUUGACCGCGAUCUCGCGCGCUAUUGACAUGGAAUCGAUCCCGCUGCUGGACGGAGUUGCGCUGGUCAAGCAGGCUAACCCCGAAAACGAGAGCAUCUCCCUGCUGACCGACGCCCGCGCUCUGGGCGGACUCGGCGAAACCGAGCGCUCCAUCCUGGGCAAGCUGAACAAGUUCUUCCAGACCCACACCCUGCGCGUCGACAUGCAGCCCCAGGACUCGACCGCCGCGGCCCGUGGCAACAAGCAGAACAAGCACCACCGCUACCUGAUCGCCGCCUUCCUGACCGCCAUGGGCAUCGCCGGACCGAUCGGCCUGAAGGUCCUCGCCGCCGUCGCCGGUAAGGCCCUGGUCAUCUCCAAGGUCGCCCUCACCAUCGCCGGUAUCCUGGCGCUCAAGAAAAUCUUCGCCCACGAUCGUCACGAGGAGACCAGCUUCCAGGUCCAUGCCGGACAUGACAACCGACGAACUGCCUACGUCGUCCGCAACCCCGCCAAGGUGGCCGCCGCCAACGUCGAUCCCUACCGGUACUACUACGACCAGCAGCAGCUGCAACAACAGCAGCAGCAGCAGCAGUACGGAACCAUCUAAGAAGUGUGUCCCCCAAACACCCACGAAACAUCGAAAUUAGCGAAACUCCUCGAGCAAGUGUCCCCCCUCCCCACAACACCCCCCUGUAAAUUAAUAUUUAUUUUUAAUUUAUUACCGAGUGAGAGAGAGCGAUCGAGAGCGAGCGAUAAAUUAUCAAAACCCCCCCCUAGAACCCUAGAAAGUGUCAUGAAAAAUUGUAAAUUAUGAAAAGUCCCCAAACACCCCACACACACAGACUACAGCGAAACAUACCAAAAAUUAGGAAAGGUUAAAACACUCGAAAUCUCAAGAUAGCAGGAAAAAUCAAAACAGGGUAGCAAAUUAAAAUUAAAAAAAACUAUUUUAGCAAAACAACAUGGUGUGAGUGUAUGAGUGCGUGAGAUGCUCAGUACACACAUGCACUUACACACACACAUACACACAUGUGGUUAGAGUCCUCUUUUUGUGAAAGCAGGUGAAGCAAGCGAAAGUGGGCGUCAAGUUAAAAGUGCGAAUAAUAAAACUAAUAAGCAAAUGAGAAUCA
Molecule: messenger RNA, 1796 nt
Organism: Culex pipiens pallens (northern house mosquito)
Lineage: Eukaryota; Metazoa; Arthropoda; Insecta; Diptera; Culicidae
Exons: 3
Coding region: 461-1273 (270 amino acids)
Source: RefSeq, a predicted model, not a curated record